CCACUGUAAUGACAGAAACAUGGAAGACGACGUAAAACAUCAGUAUUAUUUUUCUUGUAUUUCAUCAAUUACUGCAUGUAUUAUUCUUUCAGUUGCUUAUGUAGCUAGUUUAUAUGUGUGGAAUACGCCUCACAACAGGAAUCAUCCGUCCGUUAUAAAAAAGAGAUUUUUCAGCGUCUUUAUAGUUAUGCUAAUAUCGCCGAUAUUUACUUACAUGUUCACAAGAUGUAAUAAAUUCUCGACGUUGACAUUGUGGGAGCUGCUGGGCUUCAGAUGGCAAGGAUUUUUACUGGCUACUGUUCUGCCUCUAAUACUGACUGUUACUCUGUUUCUUGGACCACUUGCAUUGCAGGGGUUCAGUGGUUUAUGGAAUCUAUAUGCUGAGCCAAUGUUCUGGGUGAACAAUGUGCAGAGUCUUCAAUGGCUGCGAAACUAUGUGGUCGCCCCGUUGUCGGAAGAAUUCACGUUCAGAGCCUGUAUGAUUCCUCUACUUCUGCAAUGUUUGUCUCCAUCCAAAGCUAUCUUUAUUUGUCCAUUGUUCUUUGGAAUCGCUCAUUUCCAUCACAUGGCUGACAGAAUGAAGUCAGGUCUAAAUUUCCAGAAAGCGCUUCUCAUAUCAUGUUUCCAGUUCAGCUACACAACAGUUUUUGGCGCGUACUCGGCCUACCUGUUUCUGCGCACUGGGCAUUUUGUGGCUCCGUUCCUCGCGCAUGCGUUCUGCAACCACAUGGGGUUCCCCGAUUUCAACGAGUUGGCAACACUGCCGGAGCCAAACCGCACCGCUGUCAUGGCGCUGAGUGUGAUCGGCCUGCUUGCCUUCUGUCUGCUCCUAGAUCCACUCACCAACCCCGAGUGGUAUCAUAACCACAUCUUCUACACACUGCCCUUGGACGCUUCCUAACUGCUGCUAAAACACUCUGUGGUUAUACAGCGUAAUUCAAAAAGAAUACCACAACUUUGAAAAUCUGUAUUUAAUCAAGAAAAAAUAAUAGAAACUUGGGUAUAAAUCAAAAUGAAGAGUAGGUAUUAAAAUAAGUUUUUCCCCGCUAGAAAACAAGCUCACAAAUGUUCAAUGUGACCCCCUCCAGACACUCGAGUGAUAUCAAUACGAUACUCGAACUCGUUGCACACCCUCAGUAGCAUAUCGGGCGUAACGGUUUGUAUAGCUGCUGUUAUUUCUUGUUUGAGCUCCUCAAUGUUAGCUGGUAGAGGAGGUCGAUACACUUUACGUACCCCCACAGAAAAAAAUCGGAGGGGUGAGCUCAGGGCUUCUUGGAGGCCAGUGAUGAAGUGCUCUGUCUAUAGCUGCUUAGCAGCCGAUCCAUUGCCUCGGUUAGUUUUCAUUCAAAUAGGCACGGACAGAUGAGUGCCAAUGGGACUAAAUAGGGAACUAAAAAAAACUUCAGAGCUUCCUCAAAUCGAUGACUAAUAGGGCUUUACUCUCCGUUUAUUCUUUGCAGAGUUAUCAAUUUUCAAAGUUGUGGUAUUCUUUUUGAAUCACGGUGUAUUAUACACAGUGUCCCAGCCGAAGACCACAGAUUCUCCAUGAGAUUCGCAACAAAAAAUGCCCAUUAAAUAUUGUGUUAUGUUUGAUAGAACCUUUAGUUAACUAGAGUGAGGUCCACGUUAUAAUGGCAGUGAAGAAAGAUAGCAGAAAAACGUUGCCGAUCCUCUGUAUUGUCAAUGCCUUCUACAGACGGUUGCUGAUACGGUUUAUUGAUUUAAUA
Nilaparvata lugens (brown planthopper) is the source of this 1727-nucleotide messenger RNA. RefSeq names its product CAAX prenyl protease 2 (gene Sras). Gene Ontology annotation, biological process: CAAX-box protein processing. The transcript is spliced from 6 exons. Bases 20 to 901 code for a protein of 293 amino acids. Gene Ontology annotation, molecular function: metalloendopeptidase activity. Gene Ontology annotation, cellular component: endoplasmic reticulum membrane. The record is from RefSeq and is a predicted model, not a curated record. NCBI's taxonomy places the organism in Eukaryota, Metazoa, Arthropoda, Insecta, Hemiptera, Delphacidae.